This is a messenger RNA of Leptopilina heterotoma, 2400 nucleotides long. Its product is annotated as nose resistant to fluoxetine protein 6-like. Lineage: Eukaryota; Metazoa; Arthropoda; Insecta; Hymenoptera; Figitidae. The record is from RefSeq and is a predicted model, not a curated record. The transcript has 12 exons. The coding region runs from base 76 to 2295 and encodes 739 amino acids. Gene Ontology annotation, molecular function: acyltransferase activity, transferring groups other than amino-acyl groups.
AAUUUAACAAUUUUAUAAAAAAAAAGAAUUCUGGAAAUAAAAAUUUAAUUGAAAAAAAAGGAAUUUUUACGUGAAAUGAUUUCAUGUGUUUUUAGAAUUUGUAUUUUGAUAUUUUUGCUGAAUGGACAAAUUGUUUUGGCAGCAAUUAAUAAUGAUGAAGUGGCAAAAAUUUCACGGAAUAAAUAUAUCGAUAAUUUGACUGUUAAUAAUGAUAAUGAAAUUAAUUUAGAAAAAAGUGUUAAAAAUUCUUGGUUCUUGAACGUACCACUAUUACCGAUUGUUGUCGCAACUUCAGAGUCAAUUCCAGAAGGUUCUUGCAAAAAACAAUUGCAUUUGUAUCUUUCGCAUUUGAAUAAUGGAACAUUAUGGGCUACCGAAAUGUUCGAUUCGUCGGCAAAAUAUCCUUACGGAAUUCUAGAAGGAUUAACGCAACAUUUGGGAAUAUUUGACCAGUGCCUUCGAAUUGAUACAAAAGUGCAAAAUUCUGAUAAUUAUCCCGAAUUCGAAGAAAUUCGUGGUAGAUAUUGUCUCGUUGAUAUUGAAUAUCACGAAAAAGAUGAGUCCGUAAAUUUGACAGAAUACAUUGACAUUUGGUUCGAUCCCCAUGGUUCAGCGUGGGAGUCUAUCAAAGAAAAGGGAGACGAUAGACGUUAUAUAAGAUACCGUUUGCAAAUGGCUUUAUGCACACCAGCAAUUUGCUCUCCUGACGAUCUUGUUCAAGCUUUGAACGAACCCUUGGAAAAAUUUGCAGAAAAAUAUAAUCUACAACUGAAUAUCUCUAUAAAUAAGAAACUCUGUCAUUCAACUCUGGAAACUCCGAAAUUAUCAUAUCAAUUUUUCCUCUUCUGUUUCAUCGUUCUUUUUAUGAUCACUCUGGUUGCUAUUUGUUCCAUUUACGAUUACAAAAAUCAAAAUGAAAAAAAUCAAUCACUUCGAGAGGAAAUAUUCCACUGUUUUUCUGCUCGACGAAAUUUGAAAAGUAUUUUUAGUGCCAAUUAUCGGCAUCGUGGAUUUGAUGCUUUACAUAUAUUGAAAUUUGCUUUUUCAACUAUCGCCUCUACCGGACAUCGUCACAUACAAUUUUUACAUGCCUCCAAUGUUACUGGCAAAUUUUUUGAAUCGACUUUAACAUCAGCAUGGUUUACAAUGAUUUUUCACAAUGGUUCCAUUAUUGUGGAUGCAUUUUUUGGUUUCGCUGGACUUGUAUUAAGUUAUCAAUUAUUAGAAUAUUUGGAGCACUCGUCAAAAAAUGUUAAUAUACCUCUUUUAAUUAUAAGGCGAUUUAUUAGAAUGGCUCCACUUUAUAUGUUCAUUACGUAUGCGUAUGCAGCAUUUUUUUAUCAUUUAGGUUCAGGUCCAUAUUGGGAGGAAAGAUUUGGAUUCGACAGGGAUUCUUGUUCGACUUACUGGUGGACAAAUCUACUUUUUAUCAGUAAUUACUACAAUAACAGAAAUACAUGUAUAUUUCAAGCAUGGCAUUUAGCGGUGGAUUUUCAUUGCUAUAUAAUUGGAAUUUUCCUACUAUUGGCAUUUCAAAAAAUGUCACGAAAAAAUGGUUACACAUUUCUAAGUAUUGUUUUAAUGCUCUCGAUUGCAAUACCAUUUUACGUGACCUACAAACAUGACAUCGAUACACAGAUCAAAGGAUUUGGCAAAACCAAAAGAUUUGAAGAUUACAGAUAUUUUACAGAUUACUAUAUAAAAACUCAUAUGCGAUUGCCGGCUUAUUUCGUUGGUAUAAUUAUGGGUGCACUUGUUUAUGAUCACAAAUUCGCAAAGUGGCGACUUUCGAAGGUCUGGUCGCAAAUUUUAUUUCUUUUACAAGUAGUUGUAUUAAGUCUUCUUAUUCAAGAUUUAGCAAUUUUUUUUAUUGAUCCAAACGUGAAACCAAGUCUGUUUCUAAAAAGUCUUUACGCAAGUUUUCAUCGACCAAUUUUUUCAUUUAGUAUGUGCUCUGUCGUUUUACUAUUCACAAUCGGCGAUGGUCUAGAUUUUCAGUAUAAUUUCAUGACACCAACUUGGGUGCAACCACUUUCAAAACUUUCUUACGCAUAUUUCCUCACGCAUUAUAUUUUUCAUUCCUAUGAUGUUGGAACUGCAAGAGCUGCCUUCACAUUUUCCUUCCAUAAUUUCUUCAGAUUUACCGUACUUGAUGGCAUCUACACGUUAAUUUUAUCAUUGUUUCUAGUCGUAUUAAUUGAAAAACCAUUCACAAAUCUAGGAAAUUUAAUAUUUAGAGGGAGAACUGCAGAAAAACCAAUCAAAGAAUCUGAGAUAACGAAGAAAAUGGAUUAAUUCAAAAAAAAAACUUUGUAUGUAUAAAAUAUUUAUAACAAACAUAUUCCUUUUAUCAAGUAUAUUAACUUAAAUUAAGAGAAUAUUUAAAGUAGAUAAUUAGAU